This is a messenger RNA of Diachasma alloeum, 3048 nucleotides long. It is a transcript of the gene barc, whose product is annotated as HIV Tat-specific factor 1 homolog. Bases 1387 to 2940 code for a protein of 517 amino acids. Gene Ontology annotation, molecular function: RNA binding. The transcript is spliced from 6 exons. Gene Ontology annotation, cellular component: U2 snRNP; U2-type spliceosomal complex. Gene Ontology annotation, biological process: mRNA splicing, via spliceosome. Lineage: Eukaryota; Metazoa; Arthropoda; Insecta; Hymenoptera; Braconidae. The record is from RefSeq and is a predicted model, not a curated record.
GUUGCGUUCGCAUUUCUCUGUCACUUUCCCGAAUGUUUGUUCCAUUUUUCCUAUUUUAACCCGUUGAUAUUCCGUGGAUUUAAUCGAUAAUAGAGUCAUAAUAAUCCCCGUGCAGCUCAAUCUAUCAAAAUAUCAAAGUUCUGUUGAUUUUCGUGACGAUUUUGGUGGAAACUCAUGGAUUUGGAGGUUAUAAACUGUAACGUUGUGCCCAUGCUUUUAAUAUCUAAUUAAAUUACGAAAAUCACAUUGAUUAUUGACAAUAAUGGUAUUAGAAUUACAAGAAACAAGUGAGAAUACCGAUUAAUGCUACAGUGUUUCGUUGAUGAAGAGGAAUUUAUAGAUUUGAAGUCGGUGUAAAUAGACUAAUAAUUAUUCCGGUGCUGUUUUCUGCAGUAAAAAUGAGGAAGUUUCUUUAAUUUUUGCGAAGAUUCCGACGAUAAUUUAUCGGUUUUGAGGUUAUAAGCUAGAAUAUUAUCUCCAUGCAUUCAAUAUUUAAUUAAAUUGAGAAAAUUCCAUUGAUUGUUGACAAUAAAAGUGUUGGAAUCAUAAUCAACAAGUGAAAAUAAUGAGUAGUACUUCAGUUUUUCGUUGAUGAAGAAGAAUUCAAUGACCCGAAAUCGAACUGAAUAGACUAAUAAUAAUUGCUGUGCUGUUUUCUGUAUCAAAAAAUCAAAGUUUCCUUAAUUUUAACUAAAAUUAAUGGAAAAUUAUCUUCAUCCUUCCAAUAUGGACUAAAAUUUAGAAAAUUCCGUUGAUUAUUGACAAUAAAAGUGUUAGAAUCAUAAUCAACAAGUGAAAAUAAUGAGUAGUACUUCAGUUUUAUGUUGGUGAAGAAGAAUUUAACGAUUUUAAAUCGAAGUGAGUAGGCUAAUAAUUAUUGCUGCGCUAGUGUUUUCUGCAUCAGAAAACCAAAGUGUCAUCAGUUUUGUGUGAAGACUCUGACCAAUACUUAUCGUUUUAAACUAAAAAAUUACCUUCAUCCUUCCAAUAUCUAAAAACAUGUGAAAAAUUCCGUUGAUUAUUGAAAAUAAAAUUGUCCUAAUUAUAAUCAAGAAGUGAAAAUAAUGAUUAAAACUUCAGUUUAUCAUUGAUGAAGAAUUUAACAACUUGACAUCGAAGUGAAUAGACUAAUAAUUAUUCCUGUGCAGUUGUUUCCCACAAAAACCAAAGUUUCCUCAGUUUCUGUGAAAACUUACCGUUUUAAACUAAAAAAUUACCGUCACCCUUCCAUUAUCUAAUAAAUUUUUAAAAAUUCCAUUAACUAUUGACAAUAAAAGUGUCAGAAUCACAACCAAGAAGUGAAAAGAACGAUUAAUCCUCCAGUUUUUAUUCAACGACGAGGAAUUCAGUUCGCAACUGAUGUAAAUUAAACGAAAAAAAGAUAAAAUGAGUGAUAAAAGUAGUGAUUCGGAGGAAUUGGAGGUGAAUCCCAGCGGAAAAAAUGUCCCUGGUGCAUCGAGAGACGUGAAACCUUCGGGAAACCCAGAAAAACCCAGAGAAAAGCCCCCGGAAGGUGACGUUGAGGAGUUCGAUACCGACGAGGAAGAGGAAUCCAAUCCCAAAGCCUCGAAAUCAGGGGCUGAUCAACCCCCCAGUGAUUACUCCCAGCAUUUGACUUACGAGGGGGAUUUGUGCAUUUACACGGAACCAGGAACAGGGAGGAAGUUGAUCUGGGACAAGGAGAAGAACUCCUGGGUCCCUAGGGAGGCUGAGGAGGCUGAGGGGCCUGAGAACCCCAUGCAGAAUUACGAAUUCGAUGGGAAGAACUAUGUUUACACUGACCAAGCGUCCAAUGUCACUUAUAAGUUCGAUCAGGAUAAGAAGGAGUGGGUUGUGAAGGAGGAGAGGGGGAGUGGACCUGAGGUGGCUGCCCCUGGGGGUGUCUAUGGAUUUGAGGACGAUACUCACACGUAUACUGACCCCAAUGAUGGCUCUGUUUACAUGUGGGAUCGAGAGAAGAGCGCGUGGUUUCCGAAAAUCGAUGAUGAUUUCAUGGCUAGAUACCAGAUGAGCUACGGUUUCACAGAUCCAAACGCGCGUCCUCCCUCUCCUCCAGCACGAAAACCAGAUGAAAAAUCGAAGAAAGAAGCUGAAAAGGAAUUGAAAAAGGCCGAAGCGAAGAGAAAAGCCGCUGAGCCACCAACUUGGUUCGAGGUGGAUGAGGCGCACAAUACAGCAAUCUACAUAUCUGGGUUACCGCUCGAUAUUACGAUGGAUGAACUGAUUGAACUUGUUGGAAAGUGUGGUCUUGUUGCACGAGACGACAAGAAUAAAGACAAAAUCAAAAUGUACAGGGACUCGGAGGGUAAUCCAAAGGGAGAUGCAUUGUGCACGUACAUCAAGGUCGAGUCCGUUGAUUUGGCGCUGAAGGUCCUCGAUGGUUCUCAGAUGCGGGGGAAAACGAUUGCCGUCCAACGAGCCAAAUUUCAGAUGAAGGGACAGUACGAUCCAACGUUGAAACCCAAACGCAAGAAGAAGGACAAAGACAGGCAGAAGAAAAUUCAAGAGAAGUUGUUCGACUGGAGACCGGAUCGUUUUCCCGGUGAGCCAAUGAAGUGUGAGCGUGUUGUCAUCAUAAAGAACUUGUUCACUCCCGAGGACUUUGAUAAGGAUGUUGCACUUCUUCUUGAGUAUCAGCAGGACAUACGUUCUGAAUGCAGCAAGUGCGGUGAUGUGAGAAAGGUCACGGUUUACGAUAGACAUCCUGAAGGUGUUGCCCAGAUAACAUUUCGAGAGCCAAGUGAAGCGCAGGCUUGCAUACAGUUGUUGAAUGGUCGGUGGUUUGGACAGAGAAAAAUUACCGCGGAAAUAUGGGAUGGCAAGACUAAAUACAAGAUCGCUGAGACAGAUGCAGAAAUUGAGGCAAGGCUCGACAAGUGGGAUAAAUUUUUGGAGCAAGAGGAGGAAAAGAAAGAGGCGGCAGCUAAAGCUGAGGCGUGAAGACAGUGGAAAUAGAGUAUCAAUUAUCAUAGAUUCUAAGCGAUGAUCAAGGUGAUAAGAAGAUCUAGGCAGAAUUCUACCUCUCAUUACAAUGCAGAAACAAUAAAU